Messenger RNA from Batrachochytrium dendrobatidis JAM81, 682 nucleotides. RefSeq lists its product as uncharacterized. The transcript is spliced from 2 exons. The coding region runs from base 12 to 581 and encodes 189 amino acids. Lineage: Eukaryota; Fungi; Chytridiomycota; Chytridiomycetes; Rhizophydiales. The record is from RefSeq and is a predicted model, not a curated record.
CUGGUCUAGGGAUGAGCGCUUCUACCGAGUUGGCUCGUGGUACCUCUGGAUUAGGAUUAGUCAUGCCAGGUGCACCAACAGCUCGAAUAAACUCUCAUAUGGAUGUGAAUGCGUACUUGUCUAUAAUCCAAGAGCCGACAAGUAUUGCCAAUCACGUAUGGGAUAUACCACUACAAGCACGACGUCCUUCACCGACAUUUGCCUCGACAUUUUCUCAACGGCCUAUGGUUAAUUCUGGAGGUGGGGUAAAUGCACUAGGAGGUCUAUCUACCUUUGCUUCUAUAUCACAGGGACAUCCAUCCACAGCAAUGGGAGUUCCACCACGUCAGUCUUCACCCACAAUCGGCAAUACUGAUCUUUACACAUCAAAUGCAUUUUUUCCCGAUCCCAUCUCAUCCCUGACUGACCGGUUUAAGAGCGUUCAAGGAGGCCCAGGCAACCUUACCCUGUCAACUGGACUGGCAUCACCCACCGUAUCACAACCUACGCAUGACAUGCAAGAUUGGCAGCGACAACGUAAUGGGUCAUUGAAUAGCAAGGAAACCACUGCGGAAGAGUGGCCUCAUUCUGCGUUCAACUAGCCUUGAUUCAUGGCACAUUUUUGUGAUACUAUUCAUAUGAAUGUGUUGGUUGAUUGUUACAUAUCUCAUUCUUUUUUCUUUACAUAAACAAGUUUUACCUU